Messenger RNA from Carlito syrichta (Philippine tarsier), 1161 nucleotides. RefSeq names its product opticin (gene OPTC). The transcript has 7 exons. Gene Ontology annotation, molecular function: protein binding. Bases 1 to 984 code for a protein of 327 amino acids. Lineage: Eukaryota; Metazoa; Chordata; Mammalia; Primates; Tarsiidae. The record is from RefSeq and is a predicted model, not a curated record.
AUGAGGCUCCCGGCUUUCCUGGGUCUCCUGGCCCUGAUGCUGCAAGAGGCAGGGACAGCUUCUCUCCCAAAGAAGAUGAGGAAGAGGAGAGAAGAGGAAGGUGAUGCUUAUGCAGCCCUGCCUCUGGGGGAUGAAGCCCUGAACCCGGAGAGCUACGGUGAGGUCAUUGACCUGAGCAACUAUGAGGAGCUCACUGACUACGGGGACCAGUCCCCUGAGGUUAAAGUGACUAGCCUGGCUCCUCCAACCAGGACCAGUCUCACCAAGAGCACCAAGGCUCUAAGGACACCCUCACCAAACCCCAUGUUGGCCAGACCUACUACCUUGGGACUACUGACUUCCCCAGCCAACCAUGGUCUGCCCACCUGCCUGGUCUGUGUGUGCCUCGGUUCUUCUGUGUACUGUGACGACAUUGAGCUAGAGAGUAUUCCUCCUCUUCCCCGGGCGACUGCCUACCUCUAUGCCCGUUUCAACCGUAUCAGUCAUAUCAGGGCCGAAGACUUCAAAGGACUGACAAAGAUGAAGAGGAUUGACCUCUCUGGCAACUCCAUAUCCUCCAUUGAUAAUGAUGCCUUCCUCUUGCUGGCUGCCCUUCGGGAUCUGAUCCUCUCAGAGAACCAGCUGGCAGCUCUGCCCGUGCUGCCCAACGGCAUCGAGAUCCUGGAUGUCCGCCUGAAUAGGCUCCAGAGCUCAGGAAUACAACCUGAAGCCUUCAGGGCACUGGAGAAGCUGCGGUUUCUCUACCUGGCUGACAACCUGCUGGAGUCUGUCCCUGGGCCCUUGCCCCUGAGCCUGCGCUCACUGCACCUGCAGAAUAACAGGAUAGAGACCAUGCGGAGCGACUCCUUCUGUGACGCUGAGGAGCACAGGCACACCCGCAGGCAGCUGGAAGACAUCCGCCUGGAUGGCAACCCCAUCAACCUCAGCCUCUUCCCCGGUGCCUACUUCUGCCUGCCUCGGCUGCCCAUAGGCCGCUUCAUCUAGCUCUGAUCCCGCCUCCUCCUCCUCCCAGGUCGUCUCCGGCCCAGCCCGCACUCAUUCUCCCACAGCUGCCAUCUCACAGGCCUCGCUCCUGUGGUCGCUGGCAACAUGGACAGAGGUCUCCAUGGAGAGGGAGGCCGCCUGUUUCUUUCCCCAUGGCCCCCACGUCUCCCUUCUCCC